CUCGUUGAUCACUUGGGUUCAGUUGUUGACUUCGUUUUUGGGCUGUCCGUGUUUAAGUAUAGUGCGGGUUUCGUUAAUGUGCGGUUUAUAAGUGGCUAUGGCUUCACAGUCCAGACGAGCUGGCCCAGGCGGCCUGUUGGAAACAGGUUCAGCUCGAAUCGAAUACGUCCAAGUUGAUGGACUCGUAGCGAUGAAGAUCGCCCGGCACAGCCACGAGGAAGCUGGCGGCCUUAUGGAUUUCGCUCAGGGAGUCCUACUAGGCAUGGUCGAUGGUCGCGGAGUCGAAGUGACCAACUGUUUCCCCUAUCCGCGACAUGGCGACGAAGAGGAAUACGAGGAGUCUGAGUACCAGAUGGAAAUGCUGCGUCAGAUGCGAGCCGUGAACAUUGACCAUCUUACUGUCGGCUGGUAUCAGGCAUCACCGUUCGGGUCGUUUUUCACUCGCCCACUAUUGGAAUCUCAGUUCAGUUAUCAGGAGAAUAUCGAGGAAUCUAUCUUGCUCGUGUACGAUCCGAUAAAGGCUCAACGCGGUUUCUUCUCAUUGAGGGCGUUCCGUCUCACCGAGGCGGCCUUCGCUCUCUGCCGUGACGGCGAGUACACGUUAGAUUCCUUUAAGAACUGCAAGUGUUCAUAUUCAGAUCUUUUCGAAGAGAUUCCCGUACGAAUCCGAAAUUCACACUUAAUCAACCUUCUGCAGUGCGAAUUGGAAGAGCUGGUUCCGAGUCAUGCGCCUGCCGGCAAACAGUUUCUCGACAUGUCAACAGCAUUUUCGCUUGAGCGCCAACUGCAAGCUACCAUGGAGUGCGUUGACAACCUUAAUCAAGAAACUAACAAGCUGCUAAAUCACCAGCGACAGGUGAUGAGACAGCAGCAACAGAAAACAUUGGCGCUAGCGAAGCGCGCACAGGAGAAUGCCAUGCGAAAGCAGCGGAACGAGCCUCCGCUACCAGACGAUGACAUCCACAAACAAUAUAAGCCCAUCCUUGCGCCAGCCCGUUUGGAUUCCGUUCUUCUCGCUGGACAGGUCGAAGCCCACUGUAACCAGAUGGCUAAGUUCUCCACACAAAAUCUCGCAAAACUAUUCAUGUCAGACGCUCUUCAGAAGAAGGACCAAUAAUAUAAGGCGUUGGCUGCUUUUGAAAUAGAGUCUGCGUGCGACUAAGACUGAUCGAAAUGUGUCGUAUCAGUUUCAAUAUAUAAAAUAAAUAAUUUGCAUAUUCAACCUAUGCAACAUUGGCUGGCAUCAUGACUUUUACACCACUCAACCAUAAUAACAUACAGGUUGACUUCUGCUAUGGUCACGUAUUCAACUGUCCUCUACGGCGGCGCUGAACUAACUAUGAUCUGAUCAAACAUGGUUAAAUUUCAUCUGAUUCUUCAUAUAGAUAGAAAAAUUCAACCAAGUCGUGACUCAAUCCUGUUUUGGCCAUAUCCUGUAUACUUGAAAUAUGGUUCCAUUUGAAGAGAUGUGGACUUUACCAUGGAGUGAAAUCGCUCAAAUCAAUUAUAUCAUUUCCCUUUUACUUAAGUCGUUUAUUUUUGUACUUGCCUAUACAGUCGCUGAAGAAAGCUAUUCAUGUGUCAUAUUGCGUGCAACUUCAUAAACCACAUUGUCAUACACAUAUCUACAUAUAGAUUUAGCGUUUGUAUAGGCAUAGUGGGAUAAAUUUUACGAACCUUAUAUCUGAAAUAGGGAAUUAAACUACUAAAUUAUUGUUUCGAGUAAUUGACCAAUAGUAAAGUUACCUUGAUUCCUUUCUUGGCCGUCAGAUUGAAAUGAAUACCAUCGCUAUAUAUAUAUAUAUAUAUAUAAUGAGAGCUACGUUGAAUACGAUUCCAUACCGUUAUA
This is a messenger RNA of Varroa destructor (honeybee mite), 1849 nucleotides long. It is a transcript of the gene eIF3h, whose product is annotated as eukaryotic translation initiation factor 3 subunit h. Lineage: Eukaryota; Metazoa; Arthropoda; Arachnida; Mesostigmata; Varroidae. Gene Ontology annotation, cellular component: eukaryotic translation initiation factor 3 complex; cytoplasm. Gene Ontology annotation, molecular function: metallopeptidase activity; translation initiation factor activity; protein binding. The record is from RefSeq and is a predicted model, not a curated record.